AUGCAGUAUGAACUGGAUGGCGUUCCUGAUCUAGAUGGUGAAUGGAUAGGCCUAUGUUUGAGGCCUAUAUUCUGUGACAAAGACGGAAAAGAGAAGGAAAUCUCCAACGAGCCGCCACUUUCUGACGAACUGCCGGAGAAAAAGGAGGGCUCUACAGAGAUCAUUCUGCCAGUGAAUAUCCUCGAUGCAAUGAUGGAACUAUUCACAGAUGAUUUCAGCUGUGAAGUCACCGGUGCCGACAGUCCUCUCCUCACAGUGAACAAGCUGGCAGAGAUCCUGCCAUCGAUUAAAGAUACGCUGCCUCCCUCGGGAAAAGUGAAGGUCGAAAUACGUCCGGAAGAACCUCCCAAGUUUUCCUUGGCAGAAGGGAAGAGCUCUCUGGUUAUCUUUCCCAAGGUCGACAUCCUAAUUCAUGACACUGGGAGGUCUAUCUUAUCCUUCCGGAUGACCCACGAAUGGUUGACCAAAUUUGCCGUGGACGAUGAAAAGUUGAAAAUCGAAGCGUAUGAAGUCAGAACCAGUGAUGUCCGUGAUUUUUCCCCAUCGGUGGAUGAGGCUGAUGUAGAAGCACUGAAGGGAUACAUGGAAGAUAUUGUAAGCAGCGUCUGCCUGCCAAAUGUCAACAAACUCGCUGGGCCUAAUCUGGAGAGUCCUGUGUCCACUUCUGACAUCACAUUUAAGAAAGAAGUCGAUAAACUGGAGUAA
Molecule: messenger RNA, 705 nt
Organism: Pogona vitticeps (central bearded dragon)
Lineage: Eukaryota; Metazoa; Chordata; Lepidosauria; Squamata; Agamidae
Source: RefSeq, a predicted model, not a curated record